GUGGUCAGAACAAGCUUUCUGAGAGUACUGAGGAUGAGUACUGAAAAAUGAACAGGGCUGUAGCUAGAGCACAGAUUUUAAUUAUUCCAGUUCUGUAGUACUGGCUUUCAGGGUAAGUAUUGCUACGGGUUUGCUCAUUUUUUUAUUUAAUCAUUUUAAGGUGCUUCUUGACCUAUAUUUAUGCAUAUUAUUAUUUGAUUUUGUGCUUUCUAACAAAAUCCUACCACAGGGAGACAUUUUAUUCUGUGUUCCGUAUGAAAUAAUUUACUAAAUAUGUAUUAAAAGCAAGCUAAAUACAUAAUUGCAGUUUACACUUUAUUUCCUCAAAUCCACAUGCUCAGAAGAGAGAUUGAAUGAUUGAAGAGAAAUGAUUUGAGACUCAGAAUUAAAUAUUAUAUGUGAUAGAACUAAAUUGAAAUGCAAAAUAAGGGCGUUUUUCCAUUUAUAUUCCUGCCGGUUUUCCUGUUAUAUCCUUGGGGGACUCCUUCCCAUCAAAAAACACCGCUUGCUGACUUUGAACGUGUUUUGCUGAGCAGUUCUAUUAAUUUAAACUCCUCUCUUUUGAAUAGUUCCAUGUUAUUGGUCAACAGUUUGAUUGCUAAUACAUUACCACAUAUAAAAGGAACUUUUAAUACCUUUAGGGAGUUGAAAGGAGUUUUAAAUUUCACAUAAAUGAACCCAAAUUAAGGAGGUGCAUGCAAAGCUUGAAUUUGUAUUUUGUUUUUCAUUCUAAAUGUCUAAAUUGGUAAGUUGUUCUCUCUAGUGAUUAGUCAUCAUCUAAAUGAGCAUUUUGUAAUUUGUAUCUGUGAAACAUUGUAUUAAUGGACUCCUUUUUUGGCAGUGCUUUACUAUGAUGGAGAAAAUUGUCCUGCUUUUUUCUUAAGAAUUUUUUUACAGAUAAUUGUACUGUAAUUGCUAAGACCUGUGUUUUCUGCCUGUGUGUCUGUUUGAUUUAAUGACUUCCUGUUAUCUCUUUCUACUACUCUGCAGAUCAUUUGUCAGGGGAUUUGCAUCAGUAUAUCUGGAACUCUUUGUUUUUUGACAUAAAAGGAUGCUCAAUGUUUUUACAGUAACCAAAGUCACCCUUAAGCCAGUUAGAUGAACAUGUAACCAUGACUGGCUAUAUACAUUGAAUUAAGUUCUUGCUAAGAUGAGAAAAAUAAGUAAUAUCUACUUAGAAAAAAAAUGUAAAUUCAGUGACAGGUUUUUGUAUCUUUGGUCCUACAGAGAGUGGUUCUUUAGUAACUGGGACCCCCACGAGUGCAUUUAUGUCAGUUACUGCUGGACCAUUCUCUAUAGGACCAGGAGUAUCAAAACUUGUCAUAUGAUUUCCAUUUUUUAAUUAAAGUGGGAAUUACUUAUUCAUCCUGCAUUAGGAAUUAACAGAUCUGCACAAUAGCCUGUAUUUACCUUCAGCAGCAUAUUUUAGGAAGUGCACUAUUAGAAUUUCCCCACCCUAACUUUAAUUUGCACGUCAAAUUUUGUUCUCUCAGGUUCUUGAAAAAGUGCCAUUAAGUAGUGCUUUGUCACUACAUCUGAGAACAUAUGUUUUGUAGCUUCCCUCCAGAAAUCGUUUACCAUGUGAGAAGGUGAAGCGUCAUACCUGCCAGGCUGGCAAGGGGAGGACAGAACUCUGCUUUCAAUCACACCGCCACCUGUCAGCAUGAAUAAAUAUGUCAAAGACCUGAUCAAAAUCAGAGUAGUUAACACCAAUGCAAUUUAUUUCCCUAAUGCGUGGAAAAGAACAGUUACCAAGCAAAUUAAAAUAACGAGGACCUCUAGAAACACAAGACACUACUGCAGACCCUCGAAGCACUAAGUCACCUGUGAAAUUCUAGGAGAGACUCAUCUUCAUGUUGACAUGCAUUUAUGAGGAGGUUAUUUCUAGCACUGAAAUUGAACGUGUAGAAGGAAAAAUGGAUCCUUUGCUUUGGCCGUCAGAAACUAACAGCUUUCGACGUUUCACUCCUGAGUCCCUGACAGCAAUUGAGAAAAGAAUUGCUGAGAAAAAAAAUAGACAAACCAAAGAUAAGGAGGAGAGUCAACAAGUUGAAGAAGAUCAACUUAAUCCGCAACUGGAUCUGAAAGCAUGCAAAAAACUACCGUCUCUCUAUGGGGAUCUUCCUGAGGAGUAUAUUGGGGAACCCCUGGAAGAUUUUGAUCCAUACUACAGUGACCAUAAGACUUUCAUGGUGCUAAAUAAAAGGAGGACUAUCUUCCGGUUUACUGCUAUGCCUGCUUUGUUUAUACUUGGUCCUUUUAAUCCAGUGAGAAAAGCAGCAAUUAAAAUUCUGAUCCAUUCAUAUCCUUUAUUGUUUGUUGGGUUUAUUACAUGUACUGUGGUACUCAAUUGUGCUUCUAUGACUGCAUCUACCCUUCCAGUAGGGCUCAACUGGACUGAACAUCUUUUUACUGGGAUUUAUACUGGUGAAAUACUGAUAAAAGUAUUAGCAAGAGGAUUUGUUUGGGAUGAAUUUACAUUUCUUCGAGACCCGUGGAACUGCUUGGAUUUUUUUGUCAUUAUUGUAACGUAUAUUAGUAUCUGUACACCAUUGGGCAAUGUUUCAGCUCUUCGGACUUUCAGAGUACUGAGGACUUUGAAAGCUAUUUCAGUAAUACCAGGUCUGAAGGUCAUCGUAAAUUCGCUUGUUGAAUCUGUUAAGAAACUUACUGAUGUGUUGAUCCUGACUAUUUUUUGCUUGAGUAUAUUUGCUUUAAUAGGCCUUCAGCUUUUUAUGGGCAAUUUAAAAUACAAAUGUGUCCUCAAUAAUUCCACAUAUAAUGAUACACUGUGUAAGGAUGCUAAGAUCUAUGUCCCAAGUAAUGAAGAUAUCUGCUACAGAAUGAAUAAAUCUUCUGAAAUAUUGCUCUGUGGGUUCAGUUCGAAUCCUCACGAAGAGUGCCCAGAAAACUAUAGCUGCUUGAAGAUUGGGAAGAAUCCUGACUUUGGGUACACAAGUUUUGAUCAUUUUGGCUGGGCCUUCCUCUCCUUAUUCCGUCUGAUGACACAAGAUUACUGGGAGCGUCUCUACAGACAAACUAUCCGUACAUCUGGAAAGAACUACAUUUUAUUUUUUCUGGGGGUCAUCUUUUUAUGUUCCUUUUAUCUCUUCAAUCUGAUCUUGGCUGUAGUAACUAUGGCAUAUGAAGAGCAAAGUAGAGCCACCCUUGCCGAAACAGAGGCAAAGGAAAAAUUACUUCAGGAUGCCCAACAAAUUCUAGAGAAAGAAAAGAUGAUGGCUGGUGGAGAAAGUGAUAACACUUUACAUGUCAGAUCUGAAAUGUCAGUUGCUGACUUGAAAAUGUUAAAAGAAAAAGAGAAUAAGGAAGAAAAUCCUAUUUCAAGACAAAGCUUAAUUUUGAGUGAUCAAAGGAAAGAGGAAAAUAUAUUUCACUCUCAGCCUGAUCAUUGCCAAAAAAAGCUUAGGCAAGUAUUACUGUCCUAUGAAUUGUCAGUGGACUCCAUUAAUGAUCCUUAUCGAAGACAGAGGUUAAUGAGUGCAGCCACUGUUAUUACAGAUAAUUUAGAAUUGCAGGAGUCAAAACUGAAAUGCCCAUCAUUUCUGAGACGUUUCACUCAAAGGUAUCUGAUUUGGAGAUGUUGCCCAUUCUGGCUAGUAGUCAAAGAGAAGGUGAAAUUGGUAAUACUGGAUCCAUUUGUUGAUCUCUUAAUCACGAUUUGCAUUAUGGUGAAUACUUUAUUCAUGGCCCUGGAGUACCCUGGGAUGCCACCAGCUUAUGCGCGCAUGAUUUGUAUAAGUGACAAGGUCUUCACUUUCAUUUUUACAGCAGAAAUGGUCUUGAAAAUCAUCGCUCUAGAUCCCUACCACUAUUUUCAGCAAAAAUGGAAUAUUUUUGAUAGUGUAGUUGUUAUGAUUGGCCUAAUAAGCUUUGAAGAAAAUUUGUCUUUUUUCAGGCUGAUCAGAAUCUUCAAAUUGGCAAAGUCCUGGCCAGCCUUAAACACUCUGAUGAAAAUAAUUUUAAAUUCAGUUGGUGCUCUGGGUAACCUCACUCUAGUUUUGAUUAUCACUAUAUUUAUUUUUGCUGUAGUAGGAAAGCAGGUUUUAGGCAAAUGCUAUGAGGAAAACUACCACAGAAUAAACAUUGACAAGAAUUUACGCUGGCAUAUGAAGGAUUUUUUUCAUUCAUUCCUGAUUAUAUUCCGAAUUUUAUGUGGUGAAUGGAUUGAAAUGAUGUGGGAAUGUAUGCAAGUGGCUGGAGAAGGGCUGUGUCUUCCCAUUUUCUUGCUAGUCCUGAUGAUAGGAAACCUAGUGGUGCUCAACCUAUUCAUCGCGUUGCUGCUGAGUUCAUUCAGUACUGACUCUUCGAUGGGACAAGAGGAAACUGCAAAAGAGACCAAAUGUCAGAUUGCCAUUGCUCAGAUUCACGAGGGCCUGCAGUCUCUGAAGCACAAAAUUUUGGAUCAUUGUGGCAAAAUAAUGAAACGAAGUCUCAAAACAACAACCAAAAGGAAGACUGUGGUGAAAAUUUCUGCCAAAGACCUAGAGGAAAAUAACCAUGCCAUGGCAGAUAUCACAAAGGAUGUAGAAAACUAUUGCUUUGACAUUGGGUGUUACAAUAAUAAGGAGAAUUCCUCAAUGACAAAGAAAUAUGAAGAAUUUUUAAUGAACCGUACCUCUGUUCCCAUUGCAGUAGCAGAUGAUUACAGUGAUGAAGAUGAUAGUGAGCAGAGUGGAUGCACAGCAGUGGAAUACAGAAAAUGGCAGGGAGACCAAUUAAGACAUAGAGCACGGUGCGAAACCUCAAGUGAUUGCAGUCAAUUGCCUGAGACUUUCGAAAUCGUGAGUGACUUUUCAGAAAUGCAAGAAAUUAAAGAGCAGAAAGAGAAACUUGAUGUUGGUAGUUAUUCUGAAGCCAGCACUGUGGAUCCAGUUAUUCCUAUGGAGAUAUUUUCCCAGGCUAAAAAGCCACAGAUACCUAAGGACUGUCUUGGAGAAAGUUGUGUCCAACAUUUUCCGUGUUGUGUAGUGGAUAUCACUACAUUUCCAGGAAGUGCUUGGUGGAAAUUUAGAAAAACCUGCUACAGAAUUGUUAAACACAGCUGGUUUGAAAAUUUUAUCAUUUUUGUGAUAAUAUUGAGCAGUGCAGCACUGGCAUUUGAAGAUAUUUACCUUGAGAAAAGAAAAAAAGUUAAAAUGCUCCUAGAAUAUGCAGAUAAAAUAUUUACUUACAUCUUUUUUAUGGAGAUGCUUCUGAAAUGGGUGGCUUAUGGCUUCCAAACUUAUUUCACAAAUGCCUGGUGUUGGCUUGACUUCAUCAUUGUAUGUCUUUCAUUUGUUUCCUGGGGGCUAAAAUCUGUUUCCCAAGACACAUCACUUUGUUCCCGUGGCAGUGCCUUGAAAUCUCUCCGAACACUCAGAGCCUUGAGGCCUCUACGAGCUUUAUCUAGAUUUGAAGGGAUAAAGGUUGUUGUGAAUGCACUCUUGGGAGCUAUCCCCUCAAUCUUGAACGUUUUGCUCGUCUGUGUUGUCUUCUGGCUCCUAUUUAACAUCGUAGGAGUACAGCUACUUGGAAAAAAAUUUUGGAAAUGCACGCUCAAGGCUGGAAAUAUCAGUCUGAUUAAUAACAGAAGUGAUUGUAAUGCCUAUGGUGGAACCUGGGAGAAUGGUCCUGUAAACUUUGAUCAUGUUGGAAUGGGAUACUUGGCUCUUCUCGAAGUGGCAACCUUUAAAGGUUGGAUGGACAUUAUGUAUGCAGCAGUGGAUUCACGUCAGAAAGAUGAACAGCCAACGUUUGAACACUUCUUAAGCAUGUAUAUUUAUUUUGUGAUUUUCAUCAUCUUUGGAUCUUUUUUCAUGCUGAACCUCUUCAUUGGAGUGGUUAUUAGCAAUUUUAACCAACAAAGGAAAAAGUUAGGUGGAAAAGAUUUAUUUUUGACUGAGGAACAGAAAAAGUACUAUAAUGCACUAAAAAAGCUUGGAUCCAAGAAACCUCAAAAACCCAUCCCAAGACCAUUGAAUGUGUUCCAAGGAUUUCUUUUUGAUAUUGUAUCACACAAAGCAUUUGACAUUACUGUUGUGAUUCUUAUCUGUCUCAAUAUGGUUGUUAUGAUGACAGAAAAUGAGAAUAAAGACAUCAGGAAAGUUCUUAAUAAUAUCAACCGCUUUUUUGUGGCCAUAUUUACUGGGGAAUGUGUCAUAAAAAUACUGGCCCUAAGACAAUAUUUCUUCACCAGUGGCUGGAACAUAUUUGACUUAGCUGUCGUGAUCCUUUCACUAAUUAGUAUUGGACUCUCUGAAGUUUUAGAAUCUUUCUUCUCUCCUACACUUCUGAGAAUUUUUCGUUUGGUGCGAAUUGGCCGAAUCCUGAGGUUAAUUCGAAAAGCUAGAGGAAUUCGAACUCUCCUUUUUGCAUUACUGAUGUCUCUUCCUGCUCUGUUCAACAUUGGUCUUCUACUCUUUCUGGUUAUGUUCAUUUAUGCUAUUGUGGGCAUGGCAAACUUUGCUUGUGUUAACUGGAAAGGUGGUAUUGAUAACCUUUUCAACUUUCAAACCUUUGAUAGUAGCAUGCUGUGUCUCUUCCAAAUUACAACAUCAGCUGGCUGGGAUGGUCUUUUGAGCCCUCUGUUAAGCAGUCCUGAUUCAUGUGCUCCCAACUUAAAUUUAACAAAUAGAAAAGAUAUUAGCUGUGUAAGUCAGACAGUUGGCAUUAUAUUUUUUGUAAGCUAUAUCGUUAUAUCAUUUCUCAUUGUUGUAAAUAUGUACAUAGCCGUCAUUUUAGAGAACUUCAGUGUUGCCACUGAAGAAAGCACUGACCCUCUCUGUGAGGAUGACUUUGAUAUGUUUUAUGAAGUCUGGGGAAAUUUUGAUCCUCAGGCAACACAGUUUAUUGAAUAUUCCGCUCUUUCAGACUUUGCAGAUGCUCUGGCAGAACCCUUACGCAUUCCAAAGCCAAAUACGAUUCAGCUCAUAUCAAUGGACCUCCCUAUAGUUAGUGGAGAUAAGAUCCACUGCUUGGAUAUCUUGCUUGCUUUCACUAAAAGGGUGUUAGGAGAAUCUGGGAAUGUGGAUGGUCUUGAAUUACACAUGGAGGAAAAAUUUAUGGCUGCGAAUCCAUCUAAAGUUUCCUACAAGCCAAUCACUACCACGCUUAAAAGAAAACAAGAGGAGGUAUCGGCUCUUAUUAUUCAAAGGGCCUUCAGGAGAUAUCUGAUGCAUCGUUCUUUGAAACAUGCGUCUUUCUUAUACCGCCUUAAACAUUGUAACAGUGCUGUCUUUGAAGAAGCAAUACAUGAGAAGGAAGGUCUUAGUGCAUUAAUGCUUAAUGAAAAUUAUGGUAGGAAUCUAGAUAAAUCACAGACUACAUCUUCCAUAUCUCUGCCUUUAUUUUAUGAUGGUAUUGCUGAAACAGACAGUGAUAACGUGGAGACAUAAAAUUGCCCCCACCUGCAGCAUUUUUGAUUAAACUACUAUCAGUUAUUUUCAGUUUGAGAAAAUCUUUUGAUCCUAGAACAUAAUAUUCUAAAUUUACAAUAAUUAUGGUAGACUUUAAGUAUUGUUCAGUUUUGGAAACGCUCCUCAAAACAAGUAAGAUUUAAAAAACUUUCUCGUAAACACGAAAGGAAAAUCAAACCAUGGGAUUUUUUUCCUCAGCUACUGGAGUUGGUGAGUUAAUUUUACACUUGCCAUUUUUUAUAUUACUUGAUAUUUCUGUGUUUAUACAAAAACUCUAUGCAAGAUCAAUUAUAACUAUAAUAUGAUUAAUAAACACACAAGGCUGUAGAACAAUAUAUAUCUCUUUAGAGAUAAAGCCUGUCUUGUACAAAUUAAUUGAAAGUUUUAAUGUAACGUACUUAUUUAUAGCAAUGCAUUGCCUUAUGUUUGGUUUGAAAAAUAUUCUAUUAUUGUAGCAAAAUGAAAUAAUUACUGCAAUGGCUGUAAAGGAAAUUACUCAAGACGACAGUUAAAUAUAAUCAGACCCUAAUUUUUAAGUUGUCUUCCUCCUGGAGCUUUUGGCAGGAUUUAUUCAUGCUUAGGAAUUUUUGAGCUGUCUUUACUCGUGCUCCUAAAUGGAUUUAGCAAAUCAUACUUAGGUACCUGUGCCUGAAAGUUGUAUAUAACUUGUUUUCUUUAUCAUUCAGUGUAUGAAAGCCAUGGUGGUAAUGAUUAUUAAAAUAAAAGGAAAUAGUGCAGGAGGUAUGGUUUCCAGAAAAUCUUGGA
This is a messenger RNA of Struthio camelus australis, 8180 nucleotides long. The record is from RefSeq and is a predicted model, not a curated record. Lineage: Eukaryota; Metazoa; Chordata; Aves; Struthioniformes; Struthionidae.